AUUUGGUCGCGAAAUAAACAACAGAUUUUUAUUUUUGGUACACAAACAAAAUUUAAAUUUAUUUCUCAAAAGUGGCAAACAGAAUGGCUAGUGACAGUGAAAAUCCACCAGAAAACCUCCGUUGCCGAUUUUGCUUGGCCGAGGAAAUGAACGAAUUGAUUCCGGUGUUCUGCAUUGCUUCUACCCAGAACAUGUUGAUCUCUCAUAUGGCGCUGGCUUGUACAGGACUGGUGGUAUCAUCCCGCGACAACAUGCCACAGUACUCAUGUGACGAAUGCUUGGGACAUCUUGAUCUAGCAUAUGCCUGUUGGAAACGAUGUCGUCAGUCGUGGGGCAACUAUAAAAAAAAUUCCUCGCUAAAAUCGGACGACGAAGAUUAUCGAUGCCGGAUUUGUCUGAAGCACGAAGUUGAUGAACUGGUUUCAAUAUUCUGCGUGUGCGAUAGUCAAUCAAAGACAAUAAGCGAUAUUUUGAAACUUUUCGCUGGAUUGACUGUAACGAAAAAUGACAAGUUUCCGCAAUUUAUUUGCGAUGUUUGUUUGGCACAUUUAAGCGCUGGGUACAAUUUCAGAAAAAUAUGUCGGCGGUCGCUUGAUACCUUGCGAAGAGAGCUUGAAACUGCUAAAAAUCAAGAUUUGGAUGAAGAUAGAUUUCGAAAAGAAGCAUCUAAUAAUUCGAAAAAUCUUGAUAAAUCAGUUCUUAAUGAAUUCUUAAAUUUUCACGAACCUUCGAUUCAAAAUUCACCUUCUAAAAAUUCGCCAGAUAAGCAAGCAGAAAGCAUUCCAGAGGUUGAGUAUAUUCCAGACGUGAUUGAUGAAUUAGAGAUAUCAAUGCCUACAAACCCACUUACUGACAGCUGUGACCCAUUGAAAAUUGAGGAUCCUGUUGAAAAAGGAAAUAUCCGGUUUGUAUCGAAUCCUACACACAAAGCAUUACCGUCGAAUCAAACAUCGAUUCAACCACGAUUUGUGUUAGCAAACUCUAAUGUUACAAAUCAUAAAAACCUGUUUGCCCGUAACUCCGCGGUAAAGAAGCUGUCGCAAAUUAUGGAAGCAUCAUUGAGUAAACGUAACAAGGAAUCAACCACUACUACGAGUAUAGAAUCCAGUUUUCAUAAAGUAACGACAUUGGCAGCUAAGGAACCUCCAUCAAACCAAAUGAACCAAGCAAUAACUGUUCCAAGUUCCGAUGCACGAUGCAAAGUGGUGACUAAACAAACACACCAGUCAACAAAAACCAUUAGCACAAGUGGACUUGUUGGAAAAGGGAGUACUUCGUGUACGAAAGCACCGCCAUCAAAUCAAACACAAGUUACAAGUUUUGACCCAGGAUUGCAAAAGGUGAUGAUGAAGCCAACAAUCCAGCCCACAAAGUCCAUCAAUACAACUCUUGAACCGCGUUUUUAUAAAGUGAGUACGGUAGCACCGCCAUCAAACCAAGCGGUUAAUAGUGCUUCUACAUCUGUUGUGAAGAAUUUCUGUCCUAUUUCCUUGGGUGAUAACGACAGUGAAGUGCGUCGAAAACCUCACUAUUCUUGGGCACAGAUUGUAAAUUUUCAAUGUAAAAACUGUCAAUGUAUUUAUAAACCACCGGACGCAAAAGAGGAAUGUACUGUCUGUAAGCUUAAAUUCGAUAAUUAUUUUUCAUCUGGACUUGAUAUGCAGACUUAUGAUAAGGAAUACAUAAGCGCAUAUCGCUGUAAUGAAUGUGAUUUUUUUACGAUUCGUCUUGAACCAAUGAUUAACCACCUGACGACCCAUCAGAAAUAUAUUCCACAUUCCGCUGUAAUGCUGAAGCACAGGACUGGCAAGCCGGUAAACGUUUUAUCAAGUCCUCUUACUGUGGUGUUCAAGACAAACGACGUAUCAAGUAAACCCACAAAAAAGCCUGACGAAACCACAAACAUGCCCAAGCCUCCAAUAGUAUCGAGACAAAUCAAACAGAUCACAGGGAAUAACGCAGCAAAAGUUGCUACUGUUAAACCAUUUGUAUAUAUAAAGAAAAUACCCGCGUCCACAUCAACGUUAGCCAUAAAAUCGGUAAUAAUGGAUAAACCAUCGGUCAAAUCUGGUCAAUCAGAAAAUAAUCUAACGAAGGCUGCCUCAGUUAAACCUCAUACGCUUUUAUCGCAACUCAACCCAUCAACUGUGGUGAGUAAAAUGACAAAAGCCUGCAGCUCGUCUGGGCGGUUAGACGAACAACAAGUUGUCGUCAGUCGACCCACAUCCAAGAAUAGCCGUGGCGAUAUUCCUCAGCCUACAAAAGAAGGGUGGACCAAAGUCAAACCUGCGAUAACCAUCAGCAAGAGAAGCACCGAAGUAAUAUCUGAUCCAACCCAAGCGGAUAGAGACAAUCCCAGUCAAAUGUCGGCCAAGAAACUGCGGCUAGACACCAGCGGCGCCGAUAAUUCACCACCAACUAAAGAAGGAUGGACCAGAGUAGAACCUGCGCUCUCUAUCAGCGAUAGCGAUCCGUUAUCCAUCGACGAUGAUGACGCAGAUAUGCAGCUCAAGUUUGAACACGAACCACUUGAUAUUGACGAUACCUUGGAUUUGAUGCCCGUUGAGUCGAUUGAAGUAUCUUCCGAAGAAGAAUUCGAAGGCUUCGAGGAAGAUGAAACCAUGGGGAGAUCAUCUAGCAUAGAUACAAACCAUUUCCAAGUCAUGCUUGAUUCGGAUGAGUAUCUCGUUGUGUUCCUGAAGGGUGUACUUUGUUGUGGCUGCUCGAUGGUAUUCGAUACGCGCUAUCAGCUUCAAAACCAUCGAGAACAACAUCACCGGCGAGUGCAGUCCAGUGCAACCCCGACCAUGUGCAUCGACUGUAAAACAGGAACCAGCAGUUCAUCGUCCCAUCGGGUGCUGAGUGCGAAACGCAUUUUCUAUUUCUGUAAGCUUUGCUCAAAAUUACUACUAAAUGUAGUAGACUUCUAUGGUCACCGUAGAAUUGAGCAUGCAUUGAGAGAUCUACCACCCCGUACGUAUCCAACGAAGCCUUUCGUUUUGAAACAAGGCGCUGAAACGCUUCUGAGGACCAUAGAAAACUAUACUCAUUAUGCACAACCUUUCAACAUGAUUGAAAACGAACACAUAUUCCACAUUGUAAAGGAAACCAACGAAUACAAGCUACUGUUUAUGACGGGUCACCUGUGCUGCGGGUGUCAGCACUGGUUCAUCUCCUAUGACGCGUUGCUAGCCCAUUGCGACGAAACACAUGAUCGCCAUUCCGAGCCGGAUACGUCUCGGUGUGAUCUUUGUCAAAUCGACUGCAAAUCCGAGAGCCGCUUGAUGCGCCAUCGACUACAGCGAAGCAGGAGGUUGCAUUACUACUGUAAGCUGUGCCACGAUAUUCUGAUAUAUCAUGCGGAUAACUAUCAAGCCCAUCGAAUGGUGGCACACAGAGACACGCUGAGAAUAGUCAAUACCGGAAUCAACAAAAAUAUGGAUAUGCUUGUUUGCAAAGUUGUUUGCUUCGAAUAAAAGUGUAAAUGAAUU
Messenger RNA from Armigeres subalbatus, 3491 nucleotides. RefSeq lists its product as uncharacterized. NCBI's taxonomy places the organism in Eukaryota, Metazoa, Arthropoda, Insecta, Diptera, Culicidae. Gene Ontology annotation, cellular component: nucleus. Gene Ontology annotation, molecular function: zinc ion binding. The record is from RefSeq and is a predicted model, not a curated record. Bases 84 to 3476 code for a protein of 1130 amino acids. The transcript is spliced from 5 exons.